Molecule: messenger RNA, 3093 nt
Organism: Prunus persica (peach)
Lineage: Eukaryota; Viridiplantae; Streptophyta; Magnoliopsida; Rosales; Rosaceae
Exons: 4
Coding region: 49-3093 (1014 amino acids)
Molecular function (GO): nucleic acid binding; zinc ion binding
Source: RefSeq, a predicted model, not a curated record
GGAUAUGGAGAACCUUUCUAUGGGGAUGAGGCAGGAUUUUCUAUUCAAAUGUACCACAAUGGUGAAAUAAGAGGUAACUAUUAUGUGAAUGGGUCUGUGGAUUGGUUUGAUUAUUGUGAUAAAGAUAGAAUGUCAAUGACUGAGAUAGAUGCCAUGGUCAAGGAGUUAGGGCACGAAGGUUUGAUUAACUACUGGUACAGUAUUCAAGGUGAUAGUUUUGAUGGUGGCCUAGUUAAGCUGAGUGAAGAUACAGAUGUCUUAGACAUGCUAGUAUUUGUGCCUGACACUAGGGUGAUAAAUAUAUUCCUAGAACAUGUCUUGGCAUGCACUCAAGAGCAGUUUUACAGUCAAGUGGGUUCAAACAUAUUUAUAAAUUUGGAUGAUGAAUUUGGGACCAACAGUGGGGUAGUGAUUCAAGAGCUUGAUGACAAUUGUGGUGCCAUUGUUCCAGUGGGUGGGGGAGUAUCCCAGGUGCAAAAGGUGAAAAAAACAAGUGUUGUAAUAGAAGAGUUGAAUGAAGAAGGGUUGAAUGAAGAAGCAUGUGGAGAAGGCAAAGAGUUGAAUGAAGAAGGGUUGAAUGAAGAUGGCUUGAAUGAAGAUGGGUUGAUUGAUGAAGCUUCUAAACAAGGCAAAGAAAAUGUCACUGUGAAUAAUGAGGAGAAUUCUGACAAGGGCAAAGAAAAGCCAAGUCAAGGUUGUUCUGAUAAAGGCAAAGGCAAGGUUGAUGACAUGUCACAUAGGGUGAAGCGUGCAUUUGGUAAAAAAAGAAGUGGCAGUUUGAAGAGGACAAAGACUGUUCACCAUAAAGACAAAGUUGUGGAAGGAAGGGUUGAUGGCUACAGGACCGAGUUUCAAAGGGAUUCCAUGAUGUUGAGAAGUGGAAGAAGUUUGACAAAUGCUGCAAACUUUGAAGGCUUGGAUGAUGAUGCUUCUGAUAGUGAGGACUCAGAUUAUAUGAUUCCCAAGAACUUCAGUGAAGAUGAAGAUAAAGAUGAUGUUUUUUUUGAUGAAUGGGUGGAUGACCAAACUGAAUGGACAUGGGCUAAAGAAACUGGGAAUGAGGCUGCUCCUGAUUGGCCUACAGAUGUUGAAUUGGAUUCUGACGAUUCUGAGUGCAGGGAUUAUGCCAAGUAUAAUUAUGAUGAGGAAGUUGAUAAGAAUUGGCCAGAGUUCAAUGCUGCAACUGACAUGGCAGAUCCAAAGUUUGAGAUUGGGCUGUUGUUUAGUGAUUGUAAGGUGUUUAGGGCAGCUGUCAGAGAGUACUCCAUCUUGCAGAAUAGGGAUGUAGUGUUUAUUAGGAAUGAGGCUUUGAAGCUGAAGGCAGUUUGUGGGGACCCAGAUUGUGAGUGGAUGAUAUAUGCUUCAAAAAUGCAACAUGAGAACACAUUGCAAGUGAAGACAUAUGUAGGUGAGCACACAUGUACACAGCUAUGGGAGAACCCUACUGUGAAGUCAACAUGGAUAAGCAAGAAAUAUGUUCACAGUUUGAAGUCCAAUCCCCAGUGGCCAGUGAAGUCAUUCAAGGAGACUGUUGAGAAGGAUUAUAAUACAGGGGUGUCAAGACAACAAGUGUAUAGGGCAAAAUAUAAGGCACUAAAGCUGAUUGAGGGCAGUUUCAAUGAACAAUAUUCAAGAGUUUGGGAUUACUGUGAGGAAUUAAGGAAGACUAACCCAGGAACCACAGCAAUGGUUAAGUGGCAACUGUUAACUGUUGUGGGUGUAGAUGCCAAUAAUGAAACCUGGGUAAUUGCUUAUGCAGUUGUGGAAUCAGAGUGCAAGGAAUCUUGGAUUUGGUUUCUGGAGCUAUUGGUUAAGGAUUGUGAGAUUGUGAAUCAAUUUGGCUUCACCUUUAUAUCCGACAAACAAAAAGGUUUAGUACUUGCUUUUGAGCAAGUGGUCCCUAAUUGUGACCACCGGUUCUGUGCAAGACACCUGUUUUCCAACUAUAGGGUGCUUUUCAAAGCAAAAAGCCUCAGAGACAAGUUUUGGGAAGCAUCAUAUGCAACCACUGUCCCCCACUUUACAAGGGCCAUGGAAGACCUGAAAAAACUGUCAAAGGAUGCAUAUGAAUGGCUAACCACUCCAGAUAAACCUCCAAGGCAUUGGUCCAAGUCACACUUCAACACUCAUUUGAAGUGUGACAUGUUGUUGAAUAAUCUUUGCGAGUCCUUCAAUGCUACCAUAUUGGAAUGUAGGGAUAGACCAAUUCUGUCAAUGUUUGAGUAUAUUAGAUGUAUGCUGAUGAGGAGAAUACAAGCAAGAAGGGACAAAAUGCUGACAUGGAACAAGCCUAUCUGCCCAAGGAUAUUUAAGAAGGUGGAGGGAAAUAAAGCCAAGGCAGGUGCUUGUGUGGCAAUAUGGUCAGGUGGAGGUAAAUUCCAAGUGUCAGCUGGUGGCCAUGCACAAUAUAUUGUGGACUUGGAAUUGAGAACUUGUUCUUGUAGAGCUUGGGAUUUGCAGGGAUGGCCUUGUGUUCAUGCUAUUGCAGCCAUAAAUUAUAAAGGGGGUCUUAAUGUCAUGGAUUUUGUGGAUGACUGCUAUUUGAAAUCAACUUACUUGAAGACAUAUGAGAAUCUCAUACUGCCUAUGAAUGGGAUGGAUAUGUGGGAUAAGAGUGACUUUCCACCAUGUCUUCCUCCGUCUUACUCUACACAGCCUGGAAAGCCAAGAAAAUGUAGAACCAAAGAACAGGAAGAGCACAAGGGCAAGAUGAAGAUGAGAGCAUCAAGAAACCAAUCUGAAACUGCAUUGUCUCACAUUCCUAACACACAGGACUCUCUCAAAUGUGGGCAAUGUGGUAAAAAAGGGCACAAUAAGAGGACUUGCCAUAGGAAUCUUCCCCUAAAAGCUAAACCUGCAACUAAGAGGAAGAGGGGUACUGAAAAUACCCAGACCACUCCAUCUGACGCAUCCACUCUAGCUGGUGAUCCAAGCACCCUAAAGCAAAGAUCCAAGCCUCCAAGGCGUGUGCAAAAAGGGAAGCCAAAACCAACUAAGAAAAGACAUGCCACUUCUGAAGCACAACCAGCCUCAACUUUGCUUCCUCAUGCAUCAACUUCUGUUUCAACUGCAGGAUCAAAUGUUGUACAUUGA